This is a messenger RNA of Caenorhabditis remanei, 1020 nucleotides long. RefSeq lists its product as uncharacterized. The transcript is spliced from 3 exons. The record is from RefSeq and is a predicted model, not a curated record. Lineage: Eukaryota; Metazoa; Nematoda; Chromadorea; Rhabditida; Rhabditidae. Gene Ontology annotation, molecular function: protein binding. Bases 1 to 1020 code for a protein of 339 amino acids.
AUGGUUUCUCUGACGGAAAUGCCAGAAUUGGUCAUGAACAACAUUCUGGAAAAAUUGGAUUUGAGAUCAAUACUAAGUCUUCGAAAAGUAUGUCAUGACCUCCGUAAUUUCAUUGACGACGGCAAACCUGAUCCUCAUUUGACUGAGAUUGAGAUUACUGUGAAGUACUCCAGUAUCACUCUGAUCAUGAGAAUUCACCAUUUAAAAUUGAUAAACCAUGAAAUAAAAUACAAGAAAGAAGACACAAAGGGAUGUUCAGUUGUCUACGAGAAACGAGAGAAACUUCUGGAAAAUGAAAAUUAUAUCAGCACAUUCGCUAAAGAUUUGGAAGUCGUUUUGACAGUUUUUGAAUCAAAAAUGAAAUUGGAAAAGUUCGAUUUGAAUUGGCGAUACGCACACCACGAGGUUUUUGAUGAAGUUUCGAAAAAGAUGGAAUCGAUUCUGAAACCGUAUAAACUGAAAGUGAAGAAAGUGACCAUCGAGGCAUUCGAACAAAGUCACGUGAUGUCGAUUCUACCGUACUUAGAUCCUAAACCCCUCUAUCAAAUCGAUAUUUCGGAAGCAUGUCUUCCCGAUUAUUCCGUUUACAAAAAUAAUCCAUUGAAGUUAGAUGAAGUAGUUGAAUUAGAACAAUGGAAGGAUGCUAACGAGAUUUUGAUAGCAAGACAAGUUGAGCUACCGGAUAUGAAGAACUUGGAAAAUGCUAGAUGUGUUUUUGUCACUUUGGAUUCAAUUAAGUUGGAAGAUUUGAUCGAAUUGAAAGAGCAGUUCCUACUCUCCAGAACACUCGGAGAAUACGACAUGGAAUAUGCCAGUUUCGAUGAACAAGAUCAAUUUUUCGAACCAUUUGGAGUCCCAUAUCUAGAAUAUCAAGAGAAUCCAGACAGCAAGCAGUGGUUCUUCAAAACUGAGCAUCCCGAUCAAAUUCUUCAAAUUCAUCAUUACAAUGAUGGAGUGUGGCAUGUCAAAUUUGUGAUUUUUAAUAAACGACGCAUUCCGAGUGAAGCUAUUAUUCAAUGA